Messenger RNA from Cloeon dipterum, 7918 nucleotides. RefSeq lists its product as uncharacterized. The record is from RefSeq and is a predicted model, not a curated record. Gene Ontology annotation, molecular function: guanyl-nucleotide exchange factor activity; protein binding; heme binding. Lineage: Eukaryota; Metazoa; Arthropoda; Insecta; Ephemeroptera; Baetidae. Gene Ontology annotation, cellular component: plasma membrane; nucleus. The transcript is spliced from 38 exons. Bases 158 to 6940 code for a protein of 2260 amino acids.
CGAGCCAGGUAUUUGUGUUAUUAUUGUCGCGGCCGUGCGCCAGAAACGAACUCGCGCUCGCUCUCGCUCUGCUGCUCCACAAAAUACGGACUUUUUGACUCGAUCAAUGGCCCUGGAUUAACUCGCCACUGCCCCUGCGACCUCCGACUAAGGUGCGAUGCUCAAGUGGGCAGUCGGGGCUGGCGAUCACGCAGCGUCGACCGGGCGGCCAGAGGCUGACGGCCAGUCCGAGAUCACCGACACACCCACGUCGAGGCCGCGUCUCAGCCUUCGACGGACCUCGGAGCGCUUCCACGUGCUGCCCGCCCGCGAAAUGCAAAUUAAGUGGGCCAACGUCAGAACCAUUUGCAAGGAGGGCAAGGAGAAUCCGUCUUCGGAGCACAGACUGCGGCCCUUUGGAGCGGCGACCACUCAGCUGGAAAUGGAGCAGCGCGGCCCUUUGGGCGACGUCACCAACCAAUCGCCGGUCACGUCACCGAGGACGGUGGUGCCCGCUGAGAAAAAAGCCACGCCGGCGAGAAUACGAAGCCGACGCUCGGUGCCAAAAGCUAGGAACGCUGCCGAUGCCGAAAACAACAGUGAUUUGAUGAGGCCAAACUGCACGUCGUGCCACUCGACCCCGAAGCGGCGGCUGUCGAAACGCACGCCAAAGCGCAAGAAGACGAUGGAGCCGCAGCUGAACGUGUCUCCGUUGAAGCCGUCCGAUCUGUGCAUCGACUACAGUCCGGACCUGGGCGGCAGCCUGCUCGCCUUGCGGAAACGAUUGGAGGAGUCGGUGGGCAACCACCAGGUGGAAAAUCCGCUCUACUUCGACCUGCAGCCCCCGGUGGGUGUGCCGUCCACCGUGUCGCCGCUGAGCCGGCGGGUGUCCAAACUGAGGCUGUCUACCCCCGAAAAGCCGCCGCCGUUGCCGGAGAAGCCACCCCCCAAACGGUCGGACAGCGACAACUCGGUGAUGUCACAAUUUGUGGCCAGUCUGAAGGACAUCAACCUGUCGCCGCUGGACGCGACCAUCACCAACAACUCGCCGCCGACCAGCAGCAGCGGCAGCAGCGGCGGCAGCAGGAAGAGGACCCGGCGCCACUCGGACGGACACACCCCCGUGGCCGGCGUGCAGCGGCAGCGCCGCUUCUCCGAGACGUCCAGCGUGUCGGCCAGGUCGGCGUCCAUCGGCAGUUCAGGCCACGACACGACCCUCAAGGCCAACGAGGCGUCCAUCGCGCUCACCCUGCCCACGCCCCGACUCACCCCUGAGCUCAUCAGCUGGCGCAACAGUGUCGCCUCCAGCGAGGUGUCCGCACUCAACGAGACCUGGGACUCGCACCGACUGCACACCCUGUUCAGGCAGCAGGACAAGGCCCUCCCCGCCGACCAGGACACGCCGCCAUUCCAAGUCACGAUGGAAACAAAAUCAAUUGCGGACAUGGCGCGGCAAGAGCCGUUCACGCCACUGAGCGCCGCUUGCGAGGCCACAAUCCAACACGCGCGAAUCGUCGACCUAACCAGCCUGACGAGCAGGGCAGCCACCACCUCUGGCGUGGACAUCGUGUCCCUGAUCGACACGGUGCUGAGGGAGGUGAGGGCCGAGGCGGACGUGUUCCACACGCCCGUGGUCGAAAGGAGCUUCAGCGAGCAGCAGUCGAAUAAGGACAGUCCCGUCGCGCUGGUGGACAGGCAGUCGCGCUCCAGACGAUGCCUUUCGUACGUCUCUCCGUGCGGCAGGCAAAGGUCGGCCCUUAACCUGACGCCCUGCCGGAAGAGAAAGAAACGGUCCAAGGCCAAAGGCGAGCUGAAGCUGUCGCUGUACAGAAACGCAGGCUUGUUGACUGUUCAUGUGAUAAGUGCCACUAAUCUACCCCAACGUGAUCCUGGCAAACCAGCCAGCGCUUUCGUCAAAAUUUGCGUGUUGCCCAAGAAAGGUUGUGACGGCGGGCCAAUUGGUGAGACGCAGCGGACGAACGUGCGGCGUCCAGCCUCCGGUCCAGCCGGUUGUCCCGUGUAUCGCUUCGACCAGAAGUUUUCGCUCGAGCUCGACGCCGAGGAACAAGUGGCCAGCGAGUGCCGCGUACUUGUCUCGGUUUGGCUACGCCCCAGAGCGGAAAAACACCGAAAAAGCGAGUGUGUGGGAUGCAUGUCCUUUGGCGUCGGCGAUGUAUUUAAACAGGACGUGCGCGGAUCUUUCUUGGUACUUUCUCCGAGCACAGGACGCUCCCAGAACGUAGCUGUCACCAAGUCCACCGGCCAGUUAACAGGAUCAAAAAACAGCAGUGAGAUGGCGGAGCACAUGUCAGACUCGAGCCUGGACGAUGCUCGCGAGAACGACGCAGUCACGCCCAGACGUCACGACAAGAGGCGCUCCGGAUACAGAAAAGCCUUCUCAACACCAAGCACGCAGACCGAGGACAAUACCUUCUUGUGUCACUUGGAGCUGGAGCCACCUGCCGAUGAAGGGCAGAAGCCGAGUUCCGCCCUGGGCAGGACGCCUUUCACCACCACCAAAAAACUGAUGCGAAAGCAGGGCACCGGCUUUGGCUUCUCCGUCGCCUGGACCCAACCACCAAGGGUCGAAAGAGUGGAGGUUGGGUUGCCCGCGGACAAGGCCGGCAUGAGGCCAGGCGACUACAUCAUUUUCGUUGAGAACCAGAACGUGGUGACCAUGCCCGAAGACGCCAUUCUCAAUCUGAUCAGAUUGGGCGGCAACAACCUGACCCUGGAGGUGUACCGGCGCACCACGCCGAACGGAGUGGUGCUGCAGCAGCCGCAGCAGACACCCGCCGUGCCGAUGCCGCCGCCGGCGACGCGGCGUUCGGCGUCGGUGACCGACUGCAGUGCCACCACGUCCGACCUGAGAAAAAGACUGCAGCUGCCGCAGGUCACCUUCUCCAGCGAGGCGGUGCUGAGCACCGACGACGCGCGUAAAAGGGCCAUCUACCAGCUGCUGCAGAAGCUGCAACAGUUUGCGCUGGCGAUGCGUUUCGGCGUCGACCGCUUCCUCGUGCCUCUCGCCGACCGCAAAGACCUGCUUUCCUCGCAGGAUCACUUCAUUCUCUUCCAGAACAGUGAGGAGCUGGUCAUGCUCACUGAGGAGAUGCUCGAACAGAUGCUAACCGACGACACAGACUCUCUUGGGCAAAACCUCGGAAGGGUUUACGUCAACAAGGUGCAAGCGCUGACGAAUGCGUACCGCAAGUACUGCCUGGGCCUGAAGAAGGCUGAUUGCCUGUUGGCGCAACAAAGCAGCCACCCCGGUUUCAUGAAAGUAGUCUCCGACCCUCCAAUUCCCAAAAGACGUCCAGAUCUAACUACCUUCCUCCACAAGCCUCUCGAGCACUACCGGGAAACUUUGAAGCUUUUGCAGACCGUCCUGAAAAACUCUAAAGUUAAUGAUGAAGAAUACGCAGCUCUUUCAAAAGUGGUCCACGCGUUCGAGGUCACUUAUAAGGAUAUCACGGCCAAUUCCGGCCUCAUGGAGCCCGACUCUGAGGGCAAACCGCUUCUCUCCAUCCAGGAUUUGGAGAGCAGACUCGUCUUCACCAAAUGCAAGCCCUUCAAGCUGAAUACGGGUGGGCGGCAGUGGAUCUUCGGCGGCGACCUCAGCAGAAUCGAGGGCCGCAGCUCGAAGGCCUACUGGGCCCUGCUGUUCAGCGACCUGCUGCUCCUGGCCACGGUCAGCCGCGACAAGGUCCUCUUCGUGACGGACGAGCCGCUCUCGCUGCUGGCGGUCACGGAGGCGUGCUUCACGAUCAAGAAGAAGGAGAAUGAGUUUCGGCUGAUCAUCGACGCACCACCCCCCAGUCCGCUGGACGCCAACGCCAAGAAAGACAAGUCUGGAAAAACCCGUCGAAAAAGCAUCGCAUUCCGAGCCCCUACGCCCGAGCUCAAGGCUGUGUGGCAGAACCUCAUCCAGAGACAAAUCAUUUACCUGAACACGGUGCGCGGAGGCACGCCGAGCGCAAGUCCCCUCGAUUCGCCGGCCGAGCAGCCUUCGAUCGCCACAGUGGACUCGCCGAGCAGACUACAGGCCGGCUCGCAGAAGGCGUUGGACCAAAUCAUCGAGCAGAAGUGCCGCUUGUUAGGCAAGACGGGCAUCAACAAGGGCAGCCUUCUGCACUUGCAGCAGUGGAUGACUGGACAGCUUGGAGCUAAUCAGACUGACUCGCCUAUUACCCCAGAGGCUGAAUUCGAGAUUUGGUCUCCGGCGACCUUACGAAAGAGAACCUUGAAGCUGAACAGUGGCGGGCCUCAUGGACGGGCUGAUAGCAGGAUGUCCGAACUAGAAAUGUCCUCGCCUGACCCCGACAAAAGCCCGAGCCACAGCACGGAAGGCAGCCAGGUGACGGUAAAGUCAGGAGGAAUCGCGAUAGUAAAACUAGUGCCGAAGCAAACGACGGAGCAGGCGAAAAAGAGCUUCUUCGCCGACAUGGGUGCGAACAGCAGCAAGGUGCAGCAGCAACAACAAGAGGAGAGAAGUCCGAAGCUAAGCGGCAGUCCGUCCGUCUUCAGGCAGGAUCUGUACAAAAAGCUUCCGGCGCUGUCCUCGCCCAUUUUCAACUACAAACCGAGCUCGUCAGGGUGCGACCUGCAAAACGGUAGCCCCCUGGCGUCCACCUUCGGCCGUAGCGCAUAUAGCAACAACAUUGGCUCCAACAACGCAGCGGCCAACAACAGCAACAACAACAAUAAAACGAGACUGGACUCGACGAGCAGCGAGUACGACUCAGAGGAGGGCGAUAAAUGGGAGCCGCUGCCGUCUGAGAUGGGCAUCACCCUGCAGAACAUCAGGGACCAUGAUGAGGUCACCAGGGUGCCCAUGAUCGCCAUCGUGCCGCCGACGCCGUCAGACGUUAGCAUCGCUGGUGACAACGACAAACAGACUGAGUUUGAAUGGGAAACGGCUGCAAACAUGGUUGCCGACGCGUGCAACGACGAUGAAGACGAAGACUCGGACUACGAGGAGCAGCCGUUCGCCAGAACCCUGUCCAACAGUGCAUGCUUUAAAGUAGAAAGCGCGGCAGCACGAGCAGGUAGUCCGGUGCCGAGUGUAGGAAGCCACAAAUCUUUCGAGUCGCCCCCGCCACGGCAGCCGGCCACACUGAGUCAAACAGAAAAAUACAGUUUAAAAGAGCUCGGAGAGGACGACCGCGACUCGAGCGCCUCUGAGGAAGAGCAAAAUGUCGCUCCGGAGCAUGCCGACAACUUGCGGAAGUACGGGACGCUGCAAAGUCUGGAGAAUUUGCACACGGCCGGCCAGGACGGCCUUCUGUCCAAUUCGAACGCCGGCGACGAGUCGAGUGACUCGGCCGAGGAGGAAAUCGAGUUUACCAAGGACCAGAUCCGCUACAACUGGAGUGGUGCCUCCGACGCCGCUAGCGCCGCGCCGCUUCCAAAUUCGCCGGGCGCCGAUCGAAAGGCUCUAGUGACCAUUGAUGACAUGAAGAGCAAGUCGCUUAAAGGUUGGGGCGUGCACACGGGCCCCUCGGUGGCCGAGAAAACCAAAAUGUUCGAGGAGCUGAAGGCCAAGGACAACGCGCCGCCAAUUGACCGCUUCAUGCCGCAUCCCGUCUCGGCGACAACCACACUGAUCGGCGCCUCCAUCCCCCGUACCAUCUCCUCGUCGUGUUCCAUUCCCGGAAACACCACCUUGCCCGCCCCCAAGGUCCCCUCACCCGCAGCCCCAGCACCCAGCACCCCAAAAUCCGUACCCAAAGAGCAGCCCCGAACCGUGGCCCAGCUGACCAAGGUAGGCCCGAAUGUGUAUCAGAACAAAUGUACCACUCCGUCGGCGUCGGCGUCGACGUCGUCUCAGCCGGUGACGCGGCACACGGUGAUCAUGGGCACGACGGCGACCCUCAAGACGAAGGCACCGGCGGUGCCGGUGCGGGCCAAAAUCUACUCUUCGUUCAACAAAAAGUCGCCGGCGCCGCAGCCGCCGAUCCCGGCCAAGCCCGCCGACAUGCGCAAGCCGGCCGCCCCCGCGCCCCCGACGGUCAGGGCCGGCCCCAGCACGGCCAAAGCGGCCGCUCCUGCGCCCCCAGCAACAGUCCUCGUGGCGCCGCUCAGCAAAAUAACGCAGCCGCCGCCGGCCACUUCAGCGGCCGCGGCCGCCGCCAUCGCAGCGGCCAACCAGAUCGGCAGCCCAGACAGCAGCGUCUCUGACAAGGAAGAGUGGGGCACGCCGGAAGGCGGCGAGCCCGAGGACACCGAGGAGGAGCUGAGCUCGAGCCAGGACAUCGUGUCGCUGUUCCCGUGCGUGGGCAGCGAACACCAGGGUGGUGGGCAGCGCUCGUGGUCGCCCGACGACGACGACCAACUCACCCGACUGCUGACGGCGCCGCCCCGCGUCUACCCGCGCCGCCGCCUCGAGCCGCUUUACGAGGAGGAAGACGGCGCCGAGACGAGGCCGCGGCCCCGCCUGCUCAGCGACAGCUCCUCCAGCGGCGGCAGCAGCCCUGACCGGGGCAAGGCACCGCCCCCGCCCCGGCGUGGCUGCCUCGUCAAGCCUGGACAGGGAAGCUGGGCGGACGCGUUUCCUGACACUGGCUCGCCAAUCCACUGUCCGCAGGGCAAACAGCCGCCGAGCGGCUGCGGAGUCGCUACGAACGGGCCAGGAAUGAGCGGCUCCUCUGGCUUACUUCGGCGGCUGAAGCUGGCGAGCAGUCGUCGCAGGGACUUUCCAGGGGUCGAGUCUCCCCGCCAGGAGCGCAGCCAGACGUCAAAGCUGCUUCGCCCCCUGGGCGGAAUCCUCGGGGGCAGUCGUUCUGAAGAAAACAAGAGCGGGGGGUUGCUGAGGCUCUUCUCUAACAACGCCGGCGCCAACACCGCCGUCGCAGCCAACAACAAUAACAACAACAACGGCCCCAACAAGUCUCCCGUGAAGGAGACGGUGCCUCUGGAUUUCCUGUCGUCAGGGCUGAAAGAAAAAUAUUCGAGUUGGCUUUAAAAUCACUGUGAAGGAUGAAAAGCUCGACCGGCGAUUCUGGAAGCAGCUGAAGCGACGACGCAGCAGCCUGAACACGACCACAGCCUCACCGAUCUCGUUAACCAGCUCCAUAAUCGAGCAGGAAACCUAGGAAUCGUCUCUCGCCACUGACAAGAAGCGAAAUUUGGUGCUACAAACGAACAAAACGGACUAAGAUGAAGCCUAGCAUGCGGAAAUUGAAACACCACCCAAACUCACACGUGUUUUUCUUACAUUUUUUAUGAGCUGCUCUCGUGCAUAGCGGAUAUUUUAGAAGGUAGUUUUAAAUUCUUGCGUCCGGCAGGUAAAUGGAGCAGGUGCCAAUGUUUUGCUGGACAUCUCUCUGUGAGUUUUGCCAGUUUCGGUGUUUUCCAAACUCUCUUUUUGGCCUUUGCCGUUUUAAUAAAGAGUGAAUGAAUGUUGUCGACGUGCAAAUUGCAUUUCAGCUUGUUUAGAUAAUCGGAGCCGCUUUAACUUGUUGCGAAAAUUGCGAUUUUUUAUUAGUUUUUACACAUUUAAUUUACUAUACACUCAAACGUUAAAUUAAAUUUCGUGUGUACAUUUAGCGAAGCUGUGGAUUUGUGAGAGGAAAUCAAUGUUGAUAGUGUUAAAAGCCACAUCUUCCUUUUUCGGGGAUGAAAUUAGUGAUAUUAAAAAAUAACACGACACACACAGUUCCAGUUAAACAUUUCACGCGAAAGACAUAAAAUGUUGUAUACAAUAUGUAAAUAAAAAAAGAGAAUCCAUGUGUGCUAGCGCGCCGAGUGCCAAAGCAGGUUUCGACGAGGAGCGAGCUUGAGACUCAAAAAACAAAAUGUUGAAAAUGACAAAAAUAUCUCGUUCUUGUGACUGGAGAAAUAACACGCCGCUUAGGGAAAGAAUAAUAAUUUCGUAUUGUUACACAAUCGUUACGAAAGAUUGAAUUCUGCUUCUUGAUAAUAAAUUUGUUGCAAAACUAAA